AUGGCUACACCAUUGGAAUACUAUAACUCGAUACCACCAGUAACAAAGACAUAUGCUGUGGCCUGUUUAUUCGCCACAGGCGCUUAUACCCUGGAGCUUUACAACAUUCGGAACAUUGCACUUCUGUACUCAGAUGUGUUCAAAAGAUUUCAGAUUUGGAGGCUCAUCACACCCCUCUUCUUCAUAGGGCCAUUUUCCUUAACGUUUGCUUUCAGACUCUUGACAAUAUUGUACUAUGGAACUCAGUUAGAAAGGGGGCCUUUUGACAAGAGGACAGCAGAUUUAGUAUGGAUGUAUGUAUUUGGAGCAGCCUCGCUCUUGGUUAUGGCAGCUAUUCCGUACCUGUGGACACCAUUUUUGGGACCAUCCAUGGUUCUUGUUAUUGCUUACGUCUGGGGUCGAGAAUUCCCAAAUGCUCGUAUCAAUAUACAUGGCCUGUUUGAGUUAAAGGGAUUCUACAUUGCUUACUAUAUGAUAGUAGCAGAAUUGGUUCUUGGAAAUCCAUUGAAACAAGCUAUGAUUGGGAUUGCCGCAGGACAUCUCUACUACUUCAUGACAGUUCUCUAUCCUCUUAAGACCGGAAAUAAUAUCUUAAAGACUCCUCGUUGGAUUCAUAAACUGGUAGCAUUCUGGGGAAAGGGCUUCCAAAUUAAUUCUCCAUUCAGAAACGACCCUGCGGAAGGAGUAGCUUUUAGGGGGAGAGGUCGUCGCCUGAAUGGAAGCAGAAGCACUUCAACAAGAUCAGAACGAAGAGAUUCUGAGCCGGUCGACACAGGCACCCCAGCACCAUCGAGUUCAGGUUCUGGCGUGUCUUUUCGUGGCAGAAGCCACCGCCUAGGUAGUCGGUAG
Messenger RNA from Fraxinus pennsylvanica, 849 nucleotides. The record is from the annotation of a GenBank genome assembly. NCBI's taxonomy places the organism in Eukaryota, Viridiplantae, Streptophyta, Magnoliopsida, Lamiales, Oleaceae.